CUGACGUCACACACUUCAAGAUACUACACAGUCUGCGCUCCUGACUACAACAGUGUAGUCGUAGCGGUUUAGUGCCAGACAACGUCUUUCAAGCCGAGGAGACAACUCCAUUCGCCUGUUCUGAUUGGAAUAUACACUUUAUUCAAGGUUCUCAAACACAAUGAUGGCGUUAACCACCACUCAUUUGUAUCCUGGAAACUGGAUAGAGUUGUCUCACAACGACUCAUCGCCAGGCAACGGGACAGAUGACUAUGACGACUACGUUGACGAGCACGCAGAGCUCCGGCAGUCCCUCAACAUCAUGUCCCUCAUCGUUUACUGCCUGGCCUUCGUGCUGGGGGUUCUGGGAAAUGGACUUGUCAUCUGGGUGACGGGAUUCAAGAUGAAGAAGACAGUCAACACGGUGUGGUUCCUCAACCUGGCUGUGGCCGACUUCCUCUUCACAGCAUUCCUGCCUCUGAGCGUGACCUACACGGCCAUGGACUUUCACUGGCCCUUUGGCAAGUUCAUGUGCAAGCUCAACUCCACGAUCAGCUUCCUGAACAUGUUCGCCAGUGUCUACAUCCUGGUGGUCAUCAGUGUGGACAGGUGUGUGUCCGUGGUGCGCCCUGUCUGGGCCCAGAACCAUCGGAACAUACGCAAGGCAUCCUGUAUCAGUCUGGGUGUCUGGCUGUGGGCCCUGGUCCUCAGCUCCCCCUACUUUGUCUUCAGGGACAUCGGGGCGUCCUUCAAGAACGAAGAAAUCAUCAACUGCUUCAACAACUUUGGUUUCUCCGAUGACUACGACACAAAGGAGGUGGCAGAGCUGCGAGUGUUCCGUCAUCAGGCCAUGGUCAUCACCCGCUUCCUGCUGGGCUUCGUGGUGCCAUUCGCCAUCAUCGUCACCUGCUACGCCGUCAUCAUCCACCGGCUCAAGAGGAACCGCAACCUAGCCAGCCACUCCGGGCGGCCAUUCAAGAUCAUCGCCGCCGUCAUCACAGCUUUCUUCCUGUGCUGGGCCCCCAACCACAUCAUGGCCCUGAUCGAGAUGGUGAACAGCGCGGCCGCUGAGUUCAGCUACAGGUUAGAUCACGUCACCACCAUCGGGGUCCCCAUAGCCACCAGCCUGGCUUUCCUCAACAGCUGUCUGAACCCCCUGCUGUAUGUGUUCAUGGGCCAGGACUUCAAGGAUAAGCUGCGCAAGUCCAUUCUGACGGUUCUGGAGAGUGCCUUCACUGAGGAAGUGUCAAGGUCCAACCACACCUACACAAACUCUGGACUUACAAGCCGUAGCAAGGAGAAGUCCUAUUCUGAUGCUGAGGUAUAAGGUCUUAUAUCAUAAUGAGAAAAACGUUAUUGACCACACAAUGUGGAAAUUUGACUUUGGCUUUACGAUAACAUGAUUGACAUCAUUUAAAGCAAAGAAAAUACAAACAUUAGAAGCUCAAGACUUAGUUUAAGGGAAUGUUUAAGGCCGGAUUUUAGAAUUUGAACGUACAGUGGCUUGCGAAUGUAUUCACCCCCCCUUGGCAUUUUUCCUAUUUUGUUGCCUUACAACCUGGAAU
Molecule: messenger RNA, 1544 nt
Organism: Coregonus clupeaformis (lake whitefish)
Lineage: Eukaryota; Metazoa; Chordata; Actinopteri; Salmoniformes; Salmonidae
Gene: fpr1
Product: formyl peptide receptor 1
Exons: 2
Coding region: 161-1306 (381 amino acids)
Biological process (GO): complement receptor mediated signaling pathway; inflammatory response; phospholipase C-activating G protein-coupled receptor signaling pathway
Cellular component (GO): plasma membrane
Molecular function (GO): complement receptor activity; G protein-coupled receptor activity
Source: RefSeq, a predicted model, not a curated record